CAGCGCCGCCUGUAGGAUGGGCGGACUAAUGUCUCUGUUCUUGAACUUAGCAGACUAAUUCAGAAAAUUAGCUGGAUGCAAAGCCCUGAGUACAGAGUUCCUGUGGUCUCCUAGCACAGAGGAGUGUCAUUAUGGCCGAGCAAGUCACAAUAUUGAGUGGAGGCUUGUCUACUGAACUGGAAGCUGCUGGUCUGCUUGUACAGGGAGAUCCACUGUGGAGUGCAAGACUUCUCCAUACUAAUCCUCAAGCAAUUAAGACCGUACACACCAAUUUUCUUAGGAGUGGCGCUGAGGUACUGAGCACAGCAACCUAUCAGGCCAGUGUUGAAGGAUUUAAACAGCAUCUUGGGCUGAAUUCGGAUGAAGCAGCAAACCUUUUUACUGUAGCGGUACAACAAGCGAAAGAAUCAGCUGAAGACUUCACAAGGCAAUGCUCAGAAAAAAGAAGAAUUGUAAUUGCUGGAUCUAUAGGUCCGUAUGGAGCAUUCCUCCAUGAUGGUUAUGAGUACACACUAAAUUAUGUAAAAGAUAUGAGUAUUGAGCAGUUAAAAGAUUGGCAUCGGAUACAGAUGAAGUGCUUAGCAGCUGCUGGAAUUGACUUGUUUGCAUUUGAGACAAUACCCAGUCAAAAGGAGGCAGAAGCCCUUGUGCAGCUUCUCCGAGAGUUCCCAAAUCACAGAGCUUGGCUUUCCUAUUCAUGUCAGAGCGCGUCAAUGACAAGCUUCGGAGAAAGGUUUGAUGACGCGGUAAGCAUUGCAGCAGGAUCAACCCAGCUGAUGGCUGUAGGGGUAAAUUGCUGUUCAGCUGCGUUUGUCGGGCCACUCCUAUCAUCUGCCAACAAAAAGCAGAGGCAAAAGAUUGACUGGAUUGUUUAUCCCAACAGUGGAGAGAAAUGGGACCACAAGCUGGGUUGGCAAGGUUCAAAAACUGAUAAGGCAAUCUCUGAAUAUGCAUUAGAAUGGAUUCAGCUGGGUGCAAGAUGGAUUGGCGGCUGCUGCCGGACCACUCCAACUGAUAUUGCAAGUAUACAGGACAUUUUGCGGACAAAUAAUUCAUGAUAAUGUCACAUUUUGAAAUAAAGGGCUCUGUUUCAAACAUCAUAUGUGUUUUGGAGGUAAUAAUUUACAUACGCUUGAAAGUUGUGUAGUAGCACAGUUAUUGGUAUUGAAGGCUUAUAGUAUUGGAGCCACAAGGCCAUGUUCAGAAGUGGCAGAUUUACUGUGGAAUUGCACUGAAAGUCUGCAACACAUUUCAGUACAAUGUAGCGAAAAACUUUAGAAUGUUAGGGCAUAUUGCAGAUUAUCAAAUUAUGUAAUCCGGUUGUGGCAAAUGAGCAGUAC
Bufo gargarizans (Asiatic toad) is the source of this 1340-nucleotide messenger RNA. RefSeq names its product homocysteine S-methyltransferase 1-like. The coding region runs from base 132 to 1058 and encodes 308 amino acids. The record is from RefSeq and is a predicted model, not a curated record. Gene Ontology annotation, molecular function: zinc ion binding; S-adenosylmethionine-homocysteine S-methyltransferase activity. The transcript is spliced from 8 exons. Gene Ontology annotation, biological process: S-methylmethionine cycle. Lineage: Eukaryota; Metazoa; Chordata; Amphibia; Anura; Bufonidae.